This is a messenger RNA of Schistosoma mattheei, 2378 nucleotides long. The record is from the annotation of a GenBank genome assembly. NCBI's taxonomy places the organism in Eukaryota, Metazoa, Platyhelminthes, Trematoda, Strigeidida, Schistosomatidae.
GCAUCACUUACGUUACUUGAAGGAUGGACGUUACCUUAUACAGUGUGGCUGAACUCAAAUCAAAUUUAAAACUCUUGAGUUGACCGCUUCUGUAAAAUCUUACGAAUUGUCGAGGUGACGCAUCAAUCGUUUUACGACACUUUGACCUUCAAGUGCUCAUCACGUCCUUCAUUUGAUGAAACCACUCGACAUGAUAUCUAUGAAAAGGACGGCACGUGAUGAGGUAGACUGUAAAUCUAGGACUCGUAGACAUUCAAAUAAAUCAAAGUCAACUGAUUGUCCUUCCACAAAGGCGUCAGGAAUUAAUAUCGGUUUAGACAAGUCAAAUCAAACGUGUAGCGUUAAGAAGGAAUAUUCCAAGAAUGAAAAGCUUGGUCGUAAAUCAAAAAAGAGGAUCUUACAAAAAUCUAUUUCUGAGACCAAAGAGCUAACACAUGGGACACCAAAGUUGUUGCUUACCAGUCUACCAUGCAGUGUCAGCCAAACCAUUUUGAAGGAUAUUUUUCCAUCAGUUAUUCAUUUGAAUUUGCGUAAUACAGCUGGUUCGAAGCACGCGCUUUUAGACUUUUCAAGUAAUGACGAUUACUUAGAUGCUGUGAAUCGUUUAAAAUCAAUUGAAUUUGAUGGUGUCAAACCAAAUUAUCGAGCCAUCGUUGGAUACACAGAAAAUGUAAUCCAGUCAAGAAAAUUUGUAACUAAUAGUCCUAAUUGUUUAAUCAUACGAAACUUGCCAUACUCACUAACUGCAACUGAGAUUAAAGAACAUUUCCCCAUGGCCAAUCGUGUUCAUUUAGGUGUAAAUAAGUUUGGAAUAUUCAAUGGUUCAUGUAUAUUAGAAAUGAAGAAUAAGGAAGAUCUUCAAAUUGUUAUAAAUGAAUGUAAACAUAAGUAUAUUAAUAAUCGAUUGGUUAGAGCAAAUCUACAAUGUAAAUCCAAAUCGGAAUCGUCCAAAUCUCCCGAUGCAAGUAUGAGUUAUGGUUUGAAACUUAAAGAAGUACCCAAUGUGAUUGAAGAUGAUCGAAUUAAAGCAUUAUUUCCCGAAACAUCUUUAACUGGUUUAAGCUCGGCACCACUUAAAGAUUCCAAUACUAGAAAUGUGUUCAUCUUCUUCAAAAAGAGUGCUCAGCGUAAAGCGGCUUUUAAGAUGUUCAAGAAUGAAGUUAUCAUGGGUUAUCCAAUUUCCUGUCGAUUAUGGGUUCCUACUAAUCGAAGGCAUAAAUCACAAACAAAGAAUAUAGAGGAGAAAGUGAACGAUACAGUUCUAAAUUAUAACUUACCCAAGUCAAAUGAACUCGGUCAGAAUGAAAUAAAAUGGAAUAUGGGAAAAUGUAGGAAUAUGUCUUCAUCCUUUCCCAAGAAGUUAGUAUUUGAAUCUGGAAUGUAUAUCAAUGCUCUGCUCUUUGAAGUACCAUAUUCCCUUUCCAAUUAAUGCUUUAUAAAGCUUUGGACACGAAUUGAUAUUGUUUGCAACCACAACCCGAGAUGAAAUCGGACCCAAGACUUCUGCACAUGGUGACCGGUGCGAUACCUUCAAACUAAUUAAAUAAAAAUCUAGUAUAUCUCACUUUCCGUUUUUAUUAAAUGGUCAUUUGGUGUGAUAGUCAUUCACCGGUUAGUAACUGUUCUGCUCGUGAAAUAAUUGUCACCUCGUUAAAAACUAUGGGAUUUGAUCCGUGCAUACUGUUUAAGUAUUGGAUUUGUGUAAGUUUGUGCACUACGAAUAACCUCUACAAAGUGUUACUUUUGUUGAGUGUUAUUUCGUUCUUCAUAAUUCUAUGGUUGAUAUCCGCUUAUGAUGACAAAUGUCUUAAUAUUAUUGUUUUUAAUUUCAGAUGGUGAAUAAACAGUAGAGACAGGAUUUUUUCCAACACCUGUUUUACGGACGAUUAUAGUAGCGAUACACUGAGGAAAUUAUACUAGUUAGAGUAAAGAACAACCUGAUUAUUUGUACAAAGUCACUUUGAUUUAACAAAGAUAAUUUUGAAAACCUUACGUAUUUACUUUGACUUACCAAAGUAUUUUCAUCAUCCUCAUUAAUGUUAGCUAACAGAAGUUCCGUCAUCCUAGAAUACUUUUUUCCUUAUCUACAUCUUAGUUUCGUGUGUUGCACAAUUGUACUAAGUAUAUUUAACCCUCACUUGGCUCACUGACGAGUAUCUGUCAUUUGUGAAUGCACGUAUUGGUCAGAAUGCAUGGCCACCAAACGAUUUACAAGAUGCAAUGCUUAUGGAGAAGCUAAAAUGCAAGGUUUCAAUCUGCAUUCUAGUGAGAGCUGAUAACUCAGUGUGUUAUUGCUAGUACUUUUAUAGGGGGUUCAUUUGUGGAAAAUGUGUAACCUUUUACUGAUACGUUUAGGUGCUGAUUUCGUAAUAACCAGA